AUGAAGACCCCUGCAGCUAUAGUUACCCUGCUGGUUUUUAUGUUCCUUAUGGUGCUCUCUGAAAACAGCCUCCUUCUCUAUCUUAUACAAGUGGACUCUGGUCUUCGUUCCCCAAUGUAUUUUUUUCUGAGUCAAUUAUCUGUCAUGGAUAUCUGCCAAACUCUUGCCAUUGGCCCCAAAAUGACAAUGGACUUUUUAAUAAAGAAGAAUGUUAUUUCUUUGAAUGGAUGUUCAGCUCAGAUAUUUUUCACGCUGCUGAUGGGUGAGGCAGAAUGCCUCAUCCUUGCUGUGAUGUCAUAUGAUAGGUAUGUGGCUAUAUGCAAACCCUUGAAAUAUCCUGUCCUCAUGAGAAGGAACGUCCUCAUAAUUUUAACAGUAGCAGUUUGAUUUGGUGCUUUUUUGCAUGCGCUGGUGCCCAGUAUUUAUGUGCUGCCACUGUACUAUUGUGGGUCGAAUGUGAUUCAUCAUAUCUACUGUGACCUCCCAUCAAUGCUGAAGUUGUCUUGUUCUGAUACAUCUCACUUUGAAAAGACUUUGAUCUUCAGUGGGAUUACUUUGCUGGUCAUCCCUUCUUCCAUCAUCUUGGCCUCCUACAUGUGCAUUCUGGCAACCGUCUUGAGGGUCAACUCAGCCGAAAGGAGUCACAAGGCGCUCAGCACUUGCUUGUCUCAUUUGUGUGUGGUGGGACUAUUCUAUGGGUUAGCCAUGUUCAAGUACCUGAGACCCAGAUCCUACCAAACACCAUUGCAAGAUGAUAUGGUUUCGCUGUUUUGUACCAUUGUCACCCCCACGCUGAAUCCACUCCUAUACAGCCUCAGGAACAGGGAUGUGCUAGCGGCACUGAAAAAGCUGUUCACGAAAAAAAUUACAUAA
Molecule: messenger RNA, 873 nt
Organism: Euleptes europaea (tarantolino)
Lineage: Eukaryota; Metazoa; Chordata; Lepidosauria; Squamata; Sphaerodactylidae
Product: olfactory receptor 2Z1-like
Exons: 1
Biological process (GO): G protein-coupled receptor signaling pathway
Cellular component (GO): membrane
Molecular function (GO): G protein-coupled receptor activity; olfactory receptor activity
Source: RefSeq, a predicted model, not a curated record